Molecule: messenger RNA, 1191 nt
Organism: Colletotrichum navitas
Lineage: Eukaryota; Fungi; Ascomycota; Sordariomycetes; Glomerellales; Glomerellaceae
Product: ankyrin repeat-containing domain protein
Exons: 2
Coding region: 1-1191 (396 amino acids)
Biological process (GO): proteolysis; positive regulation of transcription by RNA polymerase II
Cellular component (GO): nucleus
Molecular function (GO): aspartic-type endopeptidase activity; DNA-binding transcription factor activity; protein binding
Source: RefSeq, a predicted model, not a curated record
AUGGCUAUACAAGAUGAUGAAUGGUCGCAUAUCACCGACAUAAGCGAACGUCGCAAGGCGCAAAAUCGGAUCGCGCAGAGGAACUAUCGCUCACGGCAGCGUAUGCGUAUUGAGCUUGCGGAAGCGAUUUUGUUGGAUCUUCCACACUUGAAGUCAGCAGCCACACAGCAGAGGUGGAACGAGUUGAGUAGCGCUAGCGGCAGCAACUCCCGAUCUCGCAAGCCAGACUUCUUCGACACAUCGUAUCAACCAGACUCAACCGCCAGUUUAUUCGGCGUACCAGGUCUAGAGGAUUUCGAUUCAACUAGUUCUCCCACAAAUUUCGAUUGCAUUGCUACCGCGCAAAACUUGGUCGAUGCGCCGACAACAGCGACCCAGACAACCAUGUUGGCAGCAUCGCCAACAGAGACCCAACAUCAGACACGAAUGCAACUGCCAACAGCAGAUGCCUCGCCUCAAACUAAAUCGUCACAAAUUGAGCAGUGCUUGACACCCGCCGGCAGUCAAAGGCAUAGCCAUGACAGCCCGAGCGAUGUAUUCACAUGUCUCGACGAUGUCAACGUAGGCGGUCUACAUACCUUCCAACCUUACGAUCUUCAGCGACUGACUUUGGAUUAUCAGGACUCUGUCGAUUCUCCUAGCCUGUCGACGGAAGCAUCGAAGUCUGGCAGUGUUGCCAGCGGCUCGAGAUUAAAAGAGCUUGGUCCGUCCUCAUUCAUUGCAGGGGCCCGCGACUCUGUUUCCAUACACAAUGCCACACCAGCAUGCACACCACUGCUCAGCGCUGUGACGCGCGGCAACCUUGAGAUCGCGCGAAUGCUCAUCAACAAUGGAUGCAAAGUGGACGCCAAAAGCCGAUCAGGUAAAACCGCUCUCCAUCUGGCUGUUGAGAGAGGUGACACUGCUGCGGCUCGCACAUUGCUGGACCUCGGCGCCGACAUCACGAUACUAGAUGAGUCGGGAAUGAGCGUUUUCCACAGAGCAAUCAUCCGCGACGACAUUGAACAACUACGGGGCCUAUUGAAGUGGUGUGAAGAGAAAAGCCGACAGCAGCCUUUUGAGGGGCUUUUGGAGCGCUGUGUGAACAUCAAGGACACACAAAACAGAACGCUAGUGCAUUUGACCGUUUUCAUGGAGAAUGUUGAGAUUCUAAAAUUGUUGCUGCAGUACGGGGCGGACGUAAACGAGUAA